Carlito syrichta (Philippine tarsier) is the source of this 1945-nucleotide messenger RNA. It is a transcript of the gene WDR12, whose product is annotated as WD repeat domain 12. Gene Ontology annotation, biological process: maturation of 5.8S rRNA from tricistronic rRNA transcript (SSU-rRNA, 5.8S rRNA, LSU-rRNA); ribosome biogenesis; maturation of LSU-rRNA from tricistronic rRNA transcript (SSU-rRNA, 5.8S rRNA, LSU-rRNA). The transcript is spliced from 13 exons. NCBI's taxonomy places the organism in Eukaryota, Metazoa, Chordata, Mammalia, Primates, Tarsiidae. Gene Ontology annotation, molecular function: protein binding. The record is from RefSeq and is a predicted model, not a curated record. Gene Ontology annotation, cellular component: PeBoW complex; preribosome, large subunit precursor. The coding region runs from base 409 to 1680 and encodes 423 amino acids.
GAAUUAUCAGGGCUCAGGACAGUCUCUUAAUUUAAGAAAAAAAAAUUUUAAAAGAAGUUUUGAAUGAAGUCUUUCCGUAUCUUACUAGUAUAUAACAGUCCUAAAUUUAUGGGAAUAAAUCGAAAAAAGGUUAAAUUGACAUGCUACCUUUGAGACUUUCCUCAUCGAUGAUUCCUAGAUCAUCUAGAUAGGUAGUCGAUGUCUGUAGGCUGGGCGUCUGCGGAAAGGCAGCCUCGUGGUGCCUUCCUCUGAGGAGACCCAAGAAAGGAAAGCGGCGGUCGGGUCUCGACGGCAGCUGCUCGCUUAUCUGUGCAGUCUGCCUUUGAGCUGUCUCUUUGAAGUCCCGAGGUCUGUUCUCUGACUGCCAACCCGUACGUUUCUGCGGGCGAGUAUCGUGUCCGCCCCGUCAUGGCUCAGCUCCAAACACGCUUCUACACGGAUAACAAGAAAUAUGCAGUAGAUGAUGUUCCCUUCUCAAUCCCUGCCGCCUCUGAAAUUGCUGACCUUAGUAACAUCAUCAAUAAACUGCUGAAGGACAAAAAUGAGUUCCACAAACAUGUGGAGUUUGAUUUCCUUAUCAAGGGCCAGUUUCUGCGAAUGCCCUUGGUCAAACACAUGGAACUGGAAAGCAUUUCAUCAGAAGAGGUUGUGGAACUAGAAUAUGUGGAGAAGUACACUGCACCCCAACCAGAGCAAUGCAUGUUCCAUGACGACUGGAUCAGUUCAAUUGAAGGGGCAGAGGAAUGGAUCUUGACUGGUUCUUAUGAUAAGACUUCUCGGAUCUGGUCCUUGGAAGGAAAGUCAAUAAUGACGAUUGUGGGACACACAGAUGUUGUAAAAGAUGUGGCCUGGGCGAAAAAAGAUGGUUUGUCUUGCUUAUUACUGAGUGCCUCUAUGGAUCAGACUAUUCUCUUAUGGGAGUGGAAUGUAGAGAGAAACAAGGUGAAAGCCCUACACUGCUGCAGAGGUCAUGCUGGAAGUGUAGAUUCUAUAGCUGUUGAUAGCUCAGGAACUAAAUUUUGCAGUGGCUCCUGGGAUAAGAUGCUAAAGAUCUGGUCUGCAGUCCCUACAGAUGAAGAAGAUGAAAUGGAAGAAUCCACAAAUCGACCAAGAAAGAAACAGAAAACAGAGCAGUUGGGACUAACAAGAACUCCCAUGGUGACUCUCUCAGGCCAUAAGGAAGCAAUUUCCUCAGUUCUAUGGUCAGAUGCUGAAGAAAUCUGCAGUGCGUCUUGGGACCACACAAUCAGAAUGUGGGAUGUUGAGUCUGGCAGUCUUAAGUCAACUUUGACAGGAAAUAAAGUGUUUAAUUGCAUUUCCUAUUCUCCACUUUGUAAACGUUUAGCAUCUGGAAGCACAGAUAGGCAUAUCAGACUAUGGGAUCCCCGAACUAAAGAUGGUUCUUUGGUGUCGCUGUCCCUAACCUCACAUACAGGAUGGGUGACAUCAGUAAAGUGGUCUCCUACUCAUGAACAGCAGCUGAUUUCAGGUUCUUUAGAUAACAUUGUCAAGCUGUGGGAUACAAGAAGUUGUAAGGCUCCUCUCUAUGAUCUGGCUGCUCAUGAAGACAAAGUUCUGAGUGUAGACUGGACAGACACAGGGCUACUUCUGAGUGGGGGCGCAGACAAUAAAUUGUAUUCCUACAGAUAUUCACCUACUACUUCCCAUGUGGGAGCUUGAACAUGAAUGAUAAUUUGAUUAUAGAGAUUUGUUCUAUAAAUGAAAUCGGUAGAGAAUCAUGAAAUUACAUUGCCACAGAUGUAGAAAGCAGCCUUUUAGGUUCAAAUGUGUAUGUUUUCACCCUUUGUGAUGAUUAGCCUCACUUUUUCUUUAUUUUGUAUUUAUAGUACAAUAGUUUGUGUUUAAUAAAGUAUAAAAUGUGGCCUACUUUGUCUACCCUGUACAAACUCUUAAAAUAAAACUGACUUUUAAAAUUUCUUUUUAA